This is a messenger RNA of Cuculus canorus (common cuckoo), 2262 nucleotides long. RefSeq names its product solute carrier family 27 member 1 (gene SLC27A1). NCBI's taxonomy places the organism in Eukaryota, Metazoa, Chordata, Aves, Cuculiformes, Cuculidae. Gene Ontology annotation, cellular component: mitochondrial inner membrane; plasma membrane. The transcript is spliced from 12 exons. The record is from RefSeq and is a predicted model, not a curated record. Gene Ontology annotation, molecular function: long-chain fatty acid-CoA ligase activity; long-chain fatty acid transmembrane transporter activity; fatty acid transmembrane transporter activity. The coding region runs from base 76 to 2016 and encodes 646 amino acids. Gene Ontology annotation, biological process: negative regulation of phospholipid biosynthetic process; response to cold; cardiolipin biosynthetic process.
UCCGGGGCGGGUCCGGCGGCGGGAGCGGAGCGGCGGGAGCGUCGCAGCCCCCGCGCGGGGCCCGGAGCCCGCACGAUGCACCCGGCGGGGCUGUGCGCCGCUUCCCUCGGCUCCCUCGGGCUCCUGCGCCUCCUCGGCGCUCCCUGGCCCUGGACUUUGGCCGCCACCGUCGGGGUUUGCCUCGGGGGCGGCGGGUGGCGGCUCCUGCGGCUCCUCUACCGGACGGCGCCCAGAGACGUCUUUGGCCUCUCAGUGCUGCUACGAGUCAAGUACGAACUGCGAAGGCAUCAGAAAGCCAAGAGCACCAUCCCCAAGAUGUUCCAGGACGUCGUCCAAAGGCACCCGGACAAAGUGGCUCUUAUUUACGAGGCCACCGGUGAACAAUGGACCUUCCGGAGGCUGGAUGAAUAUUCCAACGCCGUAGCUAACUUCUUCUACCAACAAGGCUUCCACUUGGGGGACGUCAUCGCCAUCUUCAUGGAAAGCCGUCCUGAAUUCGUCGGCCUCUGGUUGGGGAUGGCGAAGAUCGGCAUCGAAGCGGCUCUCAUCAACUUCAACUUACGGUUGGAUUCGUUGGUUUAUUGCGUGACGGCUUCGGGCGCCAAAGGUGUUGUUUUUGGAGGAGAACUCUCUGCAGCCGUAUCCGAAGUCAACGGGAUGUUGGGGAAGAACAUGGUGAAGUUCUGCUCUGGUGAUUACGACGCGGCUGCCGUUCCUGCGGACACCAGGCAUCUCGAUCCUCUUCUGAGCGCUGCGUCGAAGUCGCCUCCGGCUCCGAUCCCGGCCAAGGCUUUGGAUGAUCGCCUCUUCUACAUCUACACCUCCGGAACCACGGGAAUGCCCAAAGCCGCCAUCGUGGUGCACAGCAGGUAUUACCGGAUCGCUGCCUUCGGAUAUUACGCCUACAGAAUGCGCCCGGAAGAUGUUCUCUACAACUGCCUUCCGCUCUACCAUUCCGCCGGUAACAUCAUGGGAGUCGGACAAUGUCUAAUCCACGGCCUCACCGUGGUUAUCCGUAAGAAGUUCUCAGCCAGUCGCUUUUGGGAUGACUGCCGGAAAUACCGUUGCACGAUUAUUCAGUAUAUCGGAGAAAUCUGCCGGUACCUCCUCAACCAACCCGUCCGAGACUCGGAAACCCAACAUUGCGUCCGGUUGGCGGUGGGCAACGGUUUGAGACCCACCAUCUGGGAGGACUUCACCAAACGCUUCCAAAUUAAGCAGAUCGGAGAAUUCUACGGAGCUACGGAAUGUAACUGCAGCAUCGCCAACUUGGAUGGAAAGGUCGGAGCCUGUGGCUUCAACAGUCGGAUUUUGCCCAACGUUUAUCCCAUUCGUUUGGUGAAGGUCAACGAGGACACGAUGGAGCUGAUCCGGGAUUCCAGAGGGCUCUGCGUUCCCUGUCGUCCGGGAGAAGCGGGAUUGCUCGUCGGGCAGAUCAAUCAGGAGGAUCCGCUGCGGCGCUUCGAUGGUUACGUCAACGAGAGCGCCACCAACAAGAAGAUCGCUUGCAACGUGCUCCGGAAAGGAGACCGAGCCUAUCUUUCGGGAGAUGUGUUGGUGAUGGAUGAACUCGGCUACAUGUACUUCAAAGAUCGAAGCGGGGACACCUUCCGAUGGAGAGGAGAGAACGUCUCCACCACCGAAGUGGAGGGAACGUUGAGUCACAUCCUCAACCAGACGGACGUGGCGGUCUACGGAGUGGAGGUUCCAGGAGUGGAGGGCAAAGCGGGAAUGGCAGCGAUCGCAGAUCCCACGGCCAAGAUCAACCCCAACGUUCUCCACCAGGCGCUCCAGAAGGUCCUACCGCCCUACGCCCGACCCGUCUUCCUCCGCCUUCUGCCCCAGGUUGACACCACAGGAACCUUCAAGAUCCAAAAAACCCGUCUGCAGCGAGAAGGCUUCGACCCCCAACAGACAUCCGAUCGCCUCUUCUUCCUCGAUCUCCAGAUGGGAAAAUACGUCCCCCUGGAUGAGUGCCUCUAUGAAAGGAUUUGCUCGGGAAAAGCCGCUUUGUGAACCGCUCGCGUUGAGUAUCGUCGAGAAAAAAAAACGCCAUUCAUGGGUGGUUGGAAAACACCGGAGUCCCUUCCGAGGGCACCGCCUCCCGGGCUGCUCGUUAACCCUUCCGCCUCGUUAACUCCCCUCUUGCCUACGGAACGGCGUCGCAAGGCCGGAUUUCCCUCCGGAAUGAGGGAAAUGGCUUCGUUCCACCCCCUCGGCCUCGUUAACGGCGACACUUUGGUUCUGCCCCCUCGGCCUCGU